AUGGGUAAUUUCACCCUCUAUGAGAAGCACUCGUGUAUUCAAAUUCGCACAUGUGAAGAAUGCUCGAAUGCCACGCUGAAACACUUCAAUUGCUCAUGGUGUCACUCGAAACCCAAAAAUGGUGGUCCGUUCUGCUCGGAUCAAGCCGGAUUACAUCGACGUCGACAGCACUGGAUCGAAGGAAAUUGUAAGGAUAAUGGCAAAAUAACUUAUUGCAAUUCGGAUGACGACUUCGUUGAGAUUGACGAUGAAGAUGACGAUGGUGACACGUCAAGUGAACACACAUCAGGUAAAUAG
This is a messenger RNA of Anisakis simplex (herring worm), 297 nucleotides long. NCBI's taxonomy places the organism in Eukaryota, Metazoa, Nematoda, Chromadorea, Rhabditida, Anisakidae. The record is from the annotation of a GenBank genome assembly.